UGGAUCAGCUGAGGGACCCGAGAUGUCUGUUGACAGCGGUGGAGGCUGUGUGGCCGGUUCCGGGCUCUGCGCAGGGCGGGGGAUGUGAGUCCUAUGGAGCUACCAGUGGAAGACGAGCCGCAGCUACCGCAGGAGCCCUGGGGGAGGCUCCUUCGUCUAGGCGCGGAGGAGGACGAACCGCAAAUCCUUCUGUGGAAACGCGAGUGGACCAUCGGAAGGAGGAGAGGCUGUGACCUCUCUUUUCCCAGCAAUAAACUGGUCUCUGGAGACCACUGUAAACUUACAGUGGAUAAAAAAUCUGGCCAGGUGACACUGGAAGAUACCAGCACCAAUGGAACAGUAAUCAACAAGCUGCAAGUUGUUAAGAAGCAGACUUACCCUUUGCAGAGUGGGGAUAUCAUCUAUUUGGUAUACAGGAAGAAUGAACCAGAACAGAAUGUGGCAUACCUCUAUGAAUCUUUAAAUGAAAAACAAAGCUUGCCUCAAGAAUCCUUUGAAGCCAAUAAAGAAAAUAUGUUCCAUGUGACCAAAGAUUCCUCAGGUCUGGGGCAGGGUGAUGACCUCCAGGUUCCACUAUUGUCACCCAUGGCUGAAACAUGCUUGGAGGAACCACAGCCAUCAACAUCGACAUCAGACCUCUUCCCCUUGGCCUCUACCUCUUCUGUGGAGCCAGAGCUGACCUCUGCAGGGCAAAAACAUUCCUCUAGCUCUGGACUUGGGAAAGCAGGCAUCUCUCCAAAAGAAUGUAGUCCACUUGUUGCAAAUCAUGAACUCUCUAGCCUUUCUCCAGGUCUCCAAGACAAAGAAGCAUCCUUCUCUUUGUUGGAAACUGAAGACAAUGAGGAAUUGGAGCCUGCCAAAAAAAAGACAAAAGGAGAUGAAGAGAUUGACUUGAACCUGCAGUUAUUGGUUGCAGACCAGUGUGGAAAUGCCCAAACCUCAUGUGAGGAUGUCAGAGUUGCCUCUGUGAAGCCAGACAAGAUGGAGGAGACACUAACAUGCAUCAUCUGUCAAGAUCUUCUGCAUGACUGUGUGAGUUUGCAGCCUUGUAUGCACACAUUUUGUGCAGCUUGCUACUCUGGCUGGAUGGAGCGUUCAUCUCUGUGCCCUACCUGCCGAUGUCCAGUGGAGCGCAUCUGCAAAAACCACAUCCUAAACAACCUCGUGGAAGCGUACCUUAUCCAGCACCCAGAUAAGAGUCGCAGUGAAGAAGACGUGAGAAGUAUGGAUGCAAGGAAUAAAAUAACUCAAGACAUGCUGCAACCCAAAGUCAGGAGGUCUUUCUCUGAUGAAGAGGGGAGUUCAGAGGACCUGCUAGAGCUAUCAGAUGUUGAUAGUGAAUCCUCAGACAUCAGUCAGCCAUAUAUCGUAUGCCGACAGUGUCCUGAAUACAGAAAGCAAGCAGUGCAGUUUCUUCCUUGCCCAGUCCCAGAUAGCGAGCUGAGAGCUUCACAGGCCCUUGGUGGAGAAGCACCAUCAACCUCUGCCAGCUUACCAACAGCCCAGGAUUAUAUGUGCCCUCUUCAAGGAAGCCACGCCAUUUGCACCUGUUGCUUCCAGCCUAUGCCUGACCGAAGAGCUGAACGUGAGCAGGAUUCCCGUGUUGCCCCUCAGCAGUGUGCAGUAUGCCUGCAACCCUUCUGCCAUUUGUAUUGGGGCUGCACCCGGACUGGCUGCUUUGGCUGCUUAGCCCCUUUCUGUGAGCUCAACCUGGGGGACAAGUGCUUGGAUGGGGUGUUGAACAACAACAACUACGAGUCGGACAUCCUGAAGAAUUACCUGGCAACCAGAGGUCUGACUUGGAAAAAUAUGUUGGCAGAGAGUCUCCUGGCUCUACAGCAGGGUGUAUUUCUCUUAUCUGAUUACAGAAUCACUGGAAAUACUGUGUUGUGUUACUGCUGUGGUCUGCGUAGCUUCCGAGAGCUGACCUACCAAUAUCGGCAGAACAUUCCUGCUUCUGAGUUGCCAGUGACUGUAACAUCCCGUCCUGAUUGCUACUGGGGCCGGAACUGUCGCACUCAAGUGAAGGCUCACCAUGCGAUGAAAUUCAACCACAUCUGUGAACAGACAAGGUUCAAGAAUUGAGCAUUGGAAGAUACACAUAAAGCAGUUACAGAGCAUAGGAGGCAAUGAAACUAUGGUUUUGUUUUUUUUUUUUUAAAUACCAUAUACACAUACUUUAAGGGCAUUUUUAAGAGUUCUCCUUUUACAGUUCCAGCACUGGGGUUUCUGGUCAGGCACUCCGGUGUAUAUGGCUUUUCCCUUCAGUGACAUACACAACACCAUGUGCCCCAGUAACGUAAGAGGCCUACACACAUACACACACACACACAC
Messenger RNA from Arvicola amphibius (Eurasian water vole), 2334 nucleotides. RefSeq names its product checkpoint with forkhead and ring finger domains (gene Chfr). Lineage: Eukaryota; Metazoa; Chordata; Mammalia; Rodentia; Cricetidae. The record is from RefSeq and is a predicted model, not a curated record. Gene Ontology annotation, biological process: ubiquitin-dependent protein catabolic process; protein ubiquitination; mitotic cell cycle checkpoint signaling. Gene Ontology annotation, cellular component: nucleus. Gene Ontology annotation, molecular function: protein binding; ubiquitin-protein transferase activity.